This is a messenger RNA of Piliocolobus tephrosceles (Ugandan red Colobus), 7474 nucleotides long. RefSeq names its product peptidase M20 domain containing 2 (gene PM20D2). Gene Ontology annotation, molecular function: dipeptidase activity. The coding region runs from base 2612 to 4210 and encodes 532 amino acids. Lineage: Eukaryota; Metazoa; Chordata; Mammalia; Primates; Cercopithecidae. The record is from RefSeq and is a predicted model, not a curated record. The transcript has 8 exons.
UGAUGACAGCUAGUUUUCUAAGCAGCCAGGAAAGAAGAGGAAUCUUUAUAUAUUUUUUCCCCUUUUUUUCUCAUCAGGAGCCAAGAAAGAAUAUUUAUAUACUUUAAAACCAGUCCUCAAGAGAGAACUAUCUGUACUCUCACCCCCCAAAAAAGGUUAUAUAUAUAUAUACACACACACACACACACACACAUAUAUAUACACACACACACAUCUUAAUACUAAAUUCUGAAUUCUGGAUACUGUGUUGUUUCCUCAGAUCCAGCACCAGCUAAAGGAAAGGAGCUUGUAUAAAUGUUUUUGUUUCUAAUAAAAAUAUCCAGGUUCCUUACCAGUAGCACAUAGAUAGGGUAGACAGUUGUAUGAAUAUUAUGGGUACAAAUGAAAGUAAUAGUAAGAAUUUAUGAGCUGACCAGAUUCAAGAAGGCCACAUGUCCAACUCCAUCAGCUUCCAGAAGCAAUUCUUCCUGCCCCCAGCUCCACAUAAAGGACUGAGAAGUCUAGGAAGAAGCAUAACAAUGUCUGCUGGUAGUCAGUGUAGUUUAGUGGGUAAUUGCUGCCAUUACUCAAUUAGUUUAUUAGAUUCAAGAAGAAUAAUCAGCCAACAAAUACUUAUUAACAUGGAGGAAACGCUGACUGUAAGAUGUUAGGUGCUGGGGAAUGCAGUGGGAAAACAAAAGAGUUUAAAGGCUGGAGAGGAAGAUAAACGGUCAGCAAGUUAUCAGAGUUUAUCAGAUAAAUGAAUUCAAGAGUGCAAAAUACCAUGGGCAAGAAAUACAAGGUGUCAACAGUAGAAACUGAAUACAUACAUGCCUGUGGGCAUGUAUACCCAUCCACCCACAUAUAGACACGAGGAACAGAGCUUGAAAUGAAUCUGUCUUUCCUCCACCUCAAGUGGCAGCUUUGUUAAUUCCUGCAAAGCAAUAUAAAUAGCAGCUUCUCUAUGAAAUUAUAUGCAUCCCUUUUCUGUUGCUGUUUAUUGAUGCCUGAGGAGGGCAAACAUGGGUUCUACUGAUGUCAGCAGAGAGAGUUGCUGCAGUAAAAUUUAUUCAAAAUGAGUGAUUGUUGUAGGUUCUGAUUUGAAUAGAUAAGCUGUAGAUGCAUUUAUGAAUUUGCAUGUCUGUUUACAUAAGCAAUAGACCAUGGUGGCUGAAAGUCCACCACUAGAGGCUUCUGUUCUACAGUGGGUCCACUAGUUACUAGCUCUAUAACCUUGGAUAUACAUCUGUAAAGUGAAGAUAAAUAACCACAUUAACAACCUCAUAGUUUGCUAUGAGGAUUAAAUGAGUUGACACAUGCUAAGCCCUUGGAACAGUGUAGUGCCUGGCACAGAGUAAUUGCUCUACAAAUGUCAUAUUGCUUUUGCUCUCCAAUCCCCCCGCCUUUUUUUUAGCCAACUAACUGAGCAGGAUAAUAUUGAAUCUCGUGGAUACAGGGAAAAUUUUCAUCAGCAGAAUACCAGAGAAAGAUUUAUUAAGUAUCACCAAGGGGGCCCAGGAAUUUAAUAACACAUUUGUUGUUUUUAGAGCUGAGUUUUUGUUAGAGUGUUAACUGAGAAAGUGUUUUCAGACGCGAAUGGAAUGUGACAUUUACUCUGGUAUUAUUAGCAUAUAGAGUAGUAAAAACAGUAGUUGAUAGUCUUCAUGCAUGUUAGCUCCCUUUAGACUUAUUUUCAAAAUAUAUACAUUUGGUUUAUCACAACAUAUUGUGUCCCACUUAACAUAGUUGAGACAAAUUAAGGAAAGAUGAUAGGGUAUGAAGAGCUGAUAGAAGCUUUUAAUAUGUGGAAAACCUCAGAAUAUAAACAUCUACAGUGUUAUUAAUAGGCAUAUCGUCAACAACAGUUUUUCAGACUUUGUGCUUCACUCUGGAGAAAAACAAGAGCAUCACAUCUUGAAUUUUUUCAUUGGCUAAUUAAGAAACCCAGUUAUAAUGUAACACCAGCUGAACAUAGCAUGUUAGUGGAGUUCAGCAUCAAUUAAAAUUAUUAACGAAACCUGUCAUAUGUUCCCUUUCAAAGCUGUUCAAGUCAACUGUCCAAAUCAACAAAACAUUAUGAAUAUUUAUUACCAUAAAUCUUUUAACUCUUUGGUUUUGUUUUAACUCAUUUCAAAUUUUUAGUUCUACUCUAUUCAAAUAAAUUAUUAUAUAAUAGCUAAUACAUACCAAGAGCUUACUGCAUAAUCUAGCUGCUGUUCCAGACAUCAGUAACUAAUGAGAAAACUGUAGAGAGUAGCUGCAGCUUUUAGUAAUACAACCUCAAGAAGAAAGUGGGGGCAGUACCGAAACUUACGUAUAGUACCGUCCUUAGUACAGCAUUGACACUGACGGCCUCCUUCAGGAAAUACAAACCUGGUGAGGUUUUUAAUUACUAAUGCUAGAGAGUGGCGUUUUUCCGAGGACUAUGUUCCACUUGGUCUGUCUUUGAUGGCUAUUAACUAAUAAAACCGUUAUCAUUCUGCUGCUGUGGGAAGUACGCAACGGAAAAGUAAGCGAUAAUCUUAGAGCAUAACUUAGAAGGCCAGAACAGCCAAGGAGGUGGUAGAGUCCCGAGCCCCGCCUUCUCCACAGCACCCCCAAAACCCCACGGCGGGGGAGAGCGCCUGGCAGGAUGCGAGCGGCCGCCAGCGUUUCCCGCGGGGCGCCGGGGGCGGCCCCGGGACUGGAGGCGGCGCCUCGGGAGCUGUGUGCCCGGCGUGCGUGCUCCGCAGGGGUCUUGGAGGCCGCUGGGCGCGUGCGCGGGCCGUUACUACCUGCAGCCGAGCGAGGGAGCGAGAGGGCACCGAGAGCAGCUGGCUGGAGCAGCAUGAGGCCGGGAGGGGAGCGGUCCGUGGAAGGGGGCGCAUGCGAUGGCCGCUCCGAGCUGGAGCUACUGAAGCUGCGCGCGGCCGAGUGCAUCGACAAGGCGGCCGAGCGGCUGGGGGCCCUGAGUCGCGCGAUCUGGAGCCAGCCCGAGCUGGCCUACGAGGAGCACCAUGCCCACCGCGUGCUGACGCACUUCUUCGAGCGGGAGCCGCCAGCCGCCUCCUGGGCAGUGCAGCCGCAUUACCAGCUGCCCACGGCCUUCCGCGCCGAGUGGGAGCCGCCGGAGGCCCAGGCGUCGAGCGCGGCGCCACGCCCGCUGCACCUGGGCUUCCUCUGCGAGUACGACGCGCUGCCUGGCAUCGGCCACGCCUGCGGCCACAACCUCAUCGCCGAGGUCGGGGCGGCGGCCGCGCUGGGCGUGAGGGGGGCCCUGGAGGGCCUCCCCAGGCCGCCUCCGCCCGUGAAGGUAAUUGUCCUGGGAACCCCUGCAGAAGAAGAUGGUGGUGGCAAAAUUGAUUUAAUUGAAGCAGGGGCUUUUACAAAUCUUGAUGUUGUUUUUAUGGCCCAUCCAUCACAAGAGAAUGCUGCUUAUCUACCAGAUAUGGCUGAACAUGAUGUGACUGUGAAAUACUAUGGAAAAGCAUCUCAUUCUGCUGCUUAUCCCUGGGAAGGAUUAAAUGCAUUAGAUGCUGCUGUGCUGGCCUAUAACAAUCUGUCUGUGUUCAGACAGCAAAUGAAACCAACCUGGAGAGUUCAUGGUAUAAUAAAAAAUGGUGGUGUAAAACCCAAUAUCAUUCCCUCUUAUUCUGAAUUAAUCUAUUACUUCCGUGCACCUUCAAUGAAAGAACUUCAAGUUUUGACCAAAAAGGCAGAAGAUUGCUUCAGAGCUGCAGCUUUGGCUUCAGGGUGCACAGUGGAAAUUAAAAGUGGAGCACAUGAUUAUUACAAUGUCCUUCCCAAUAAGAGCCUAUGGAAAGCCUAUAUGGAAAAUGGAAGAAAACUAGGAAUAGAAUUCAUUUCAGAAGAUACAAUGUUGAAUGGCCCUUCAGGUAGAGGGGGCUGUAUCCCCAGAGAGACAGAAGAAGGGGCCGUCAGAGAGGCAGAAGGGAAGCCAUGCAAGUGCUGUGUCACAGAAGAGAAGAAAGGGAGAUCUACAGAUUUUGGAAAUGUUACUUUUGUGGUUCCUGGAAUUCAUCCAUAUUUUCACAUUGGAUCUAAUGCCUUGAAUCACACUGAACAGUACACUGAAGCUGCUGGGUCACAGGAAGCUCAGUUCUACACUUUGCGGACGGCCAAAGCCCUGGCAAUGACAGCACUGGAUGUUAUUUUUAAACCAGAGUUACUGGAAAGAAUCAGAGAGGACUUUAAACUGAAACUUCAAGAAGAACAGUUUGUAAAUGAGUAAAUAGAAGGAAGACUUAGGGACUGCUUAUAAAUCAAGAAGAUGUGAUGAUUUUUUUCUUUUAAUCUCUUUUAAUGAAGGUGUGCUUGUUUUUUAAUCUUAAAGGAGUCAAAUUCUUUUUACCUGAUAAGUGAGGACAGGGUGUGGAGAAAACAUAUUACCUCAUAUCUGAAGUGAAAAUUUUUGCAAAUCUGUACUCGAUGGGAUUAUGAUAUUACAGGAGCUGGUGUGUGAUGCCAUUUCUUUUCUUUCCCCCACAACCACUCACCUUCACAGUAGUGAUACCAUUUCUUAAACUACCUGGAGGAUACAUGGCAUCAUUUUAAUAAAAUAUUUUAAUAAACCUUUUUAUAAGCCUUACAUGUUGUCUGUAUUUUUAAAAGCUUAAGAGAUUUCAAACCUUGUAUUCAGAAUUGACACCUAUGAGAGUGUUUUGUGGUAUAGGGUGGUAAACUUGUUCUCUAAUCGUAUAUUAUUCCUCUACCAGAUUGUAUAUUUGAAGCCAGUAUCUUUCUUUUUUUUUUUAAAGACAGAGUCUCGCUCUGUUUCCUUGGCUGAAGUAUAGUAACACGAUCUCGGCUCACUGCAACCUCUGCCUCCCAGGUUCAAGUGAUUGUCUUGCCUCAGCCUCCCGAGUAGCUGGGACUACAGGUGUGUGGCGCCAUGCCCAGCUAAUUUUUGUAUUUUCAGUAGAGACGGCAUUUCACCAUGUUGGCCAGGCUGGUCUCGAACUCCUGACCUCAGGUGAGGCACCCACCUGGGCCUCCUAAAGUGCUGGGAUUACAGGCGUGAGCCACCACACCCGGCCUGCCAGUGUCUUUUUAAUACACACGUGUGUUGGUAUUUUUAAAUUGUUAUAGUACUUUUUGAAUAAGCAAAUAUUGCUUCCUUGCUUGGAAUCAUCAAAGUUUAAAGUAGCUUCGUGGAUGGACCAUGAUCCUAAGAUGAGUUUUAAUUGUGAUUAUAGUCAUCUCUUGUACAGCCUGAAGAAGAAAAGAUAUACUUACUACUUUGCUUCGGGUACACAUAAGAAAACCUCUUUUUAAAAAAACUUCUUACUUUUUUACAUAAUAGAGACAGGGGCUCACUAUAUCUUCCAGGCUGGUCUCAAACUCCUGGGCUCAAGCAAUCUUCCUGUUUUGGCCUCCCAAAGUGUUGGGAUUUCAGGUAUGAGACACCACACCUGCCCAUUUUUGUUUUGUUUUUUAAUGGGCAGUUUCUUGCUCUGUUUCCCAGGCUGGAGUGCAGUGAUGUAAUCACAGCACACUGCAGCCUCGAAUUCCUGGACUCAAGCAGUCCUCCCACCUCAACCUCUUAAAGCACUGGGGUUACAGGCUUGAGGCACUGCAUCUGGCCCUGACUCAUUUUUUUAAAAAGGUUAGGCUGACGUAAUGCAAAGUUUAAAAUUACACGAUUCUUAAAAUGCGGAAUUAGUUUCUAACCUAAACUAGAGGUAUAGGUGGACCUGCUUGAGAUAUCUUUGUUUUUAUGGAACAUUUUUAUUACACGCCUUUAUAAUUUUUCAUUGUUCAUGCCCUGUACUGAAACCUUUUUCUCAAAUACCAACUCUUGGCUAUGUUAAAUUUAUAGACUUUAAAAGAUAUUAUCUAAGUUAAUGGUUCAAAUAUACAAAUUGAGAAUAUUUUCUUUUUAGUGGUAAUUUUAAAAGCAGGCCUUAAUGUGGGACCUGCUUUUAAAGUAAAAUAAUUAUGUGGUAUUAUGAAUUACUAAGUUGCUAUAUACCAUGUAAUAGUAUAGCUAAUAUUUAGUAUGCCUUUUAAAAAUUUUGGACUGCCUUUCAGUUUUAACAAAUUCUCCACAUUAUGUGAACUACUCAAGGAAUUUUCCCUUUUUAAUUGUCUCUAUAACACUCAUAAGAGCUAGGGCAUUAGGAUAAACUAGAAUAUUUUAUGUUUAUGAAUACUUGUAUAAACUUAAAAGUGUUUUGAUCUCCCACAGUUUCCCAAAGGAAUGUUUGUUUAUUAAGAGUUGUGUUGAUAUUUUAACUGUUACAAUUUUAGCAGUUGAGUUCAGUGAACAUUGGUUGAGGAGUGCGUAUUUCUAAGCACUGGAUGUAAGAAGAAAAGACACUGCAAGAGGAAGAACUAAGAUUAACAUAAUUUCUUUGGUUUUUCUAUUGCUUGUUAUUAUUAUGUAAAAACUGGGUGGCAGUUCAGAAGGAAGAUUGUUGUAACAGAAGAGUGACAACCAAGAAUUUUUUGAUCAUUAAAUCAGAUUUUGUAAACAGUGGCAGGAGCAUGGACUUAAAACAAGGCUUAUUUGGUUUUGUCAAAAUUUUAUGAAAAUAUGUAAUAUAUAUUUAUACUAAAACUAUAUAAUCCUUAGAUUUAGAAAAGCAAUCAGUUAAUGUCUUUAGCACACUAAAGCAGUAUUAAACACAAGUUUGAAAUUGUAGAAAACUGAAAGAAAACAAAAGACAAAAUGUGUGUGGUAGGGAAUUAAAGAGUUUAAGAUAUGUAAAAUUAUGUGUGUUUUCUUCUCUUUUACAUAAAUCAUUUGUGAAAAGUAUGCUCAACUUUUUUACAAGAGUGAUAUUAAUUAGAAUUUGUUUUUCAAUAUAAUUUGGAGACCCUUGGUUAUCCAAAUAAAAAUUAUGAGUCUCUGUGCCUUUAAAAAAAAAAAAAAAAGAAAAGAAAAGACACAGUGCAUGCCCCAGAAAGCUUUUGGUGGAUAGUAAGUUCUCACGAGAUUUAUUUAUCUGAGCAAUGCUAGGACUGAGGGAACAUCUGAAAGCUACCAUCUUGAAAAUUUUUGAGGAAGUGUUUCUGAAAUAUUUAAAAAUACUUCAGUCAUUUUGAACAGCAGAAAUUGAUGCAAAAAGUUUUUUUUUUUUUUUUUUGAGGAUGAUUGUCUAAUUUUGUAAUACGUUCUUUUUUAAGAACUGAUGGUGUUUUAUACAUUUCUAACUUUUUACCUGAAUUAUCUCUUUAGUCUUUUGGAAAAUAUCCUACAUAAGACUAACCUUUAAAACUAUCAGAUUUUUGUUGUAAGAUAAAUAUUAUCUUUGUACUAGAUAGCAACCCUUUAUAAGGUUGUAAGUUAUGAUAAACUGCUUCUUUAUUGCAUACUUCAUAGCAAGCAUUUUGCAGUCCAAUUACAUAUAGUUGAGGAUGGUGUAUUUUGAUAUGUAUGAAAAUGUUUUCAAGUAAACAGUCUACUACCAUCAGAUUAUAAGCUUUUUUGUAAUAUUUUAAUAGGUACAUAAAAUAUGUAUGAAAAAUCUAUAAUAAACAUGUUUAUCUGAUA